Daphnia pulex (common water flea) is the source of this 1776-nucleotide messenger RNA. RefSeq names its product serine/threonine-protein kinase/endoribonuclease IRE1-like. Gene Ontology annotation, cellular component: IRE1-TRAF2-ASK1 complex. The record is from RefSeq and is a predicted model, not a curated record. Gene Ontology annotation, molecular function: RNA endonuclease activity; protein serine/threonine kinase activity; ATP binding. Gene Ontology annotation, biological process: intrinsic apoptotic signaling pathway in response to endoplasmic reticulum stress; IRE1-mediated unfolded protein response; protein phosphorylation. The transcript is spliced from 4 exons. Lineage: Eukaryota; Metazoa; Arthropoda; Branchiopoda; Diplostraca; Daphniidae. Bases 1 to 1566 code for a protein of 521 amino acids.
AUGUAUCCAAUUUUGGAAAAUCAAAUGAACUGUCACGAAAUCAAAAUGGAUUCUAUCCAACGUAACGGAGUCGACGUCGACAGAGACCAGCAAGUACCUACGAUCAAGAAAGUGAAAGUUCCCGUUAUUGGAGGUGAGAAUAGAGCUUUGAACUGCACCAACUGCAAAGUGACGUGUCAUUACCCUGGCAAUUCAAACAUUUCGACCGCCGAGUCUUCUUCCUGCUUAGCCUUUGAGAUGGAAGACAUGGACGACGUUGGGGCAGCACUUGAAUCCGAUUUCGUAUCCGUAAGUUGGGCGUGCAAGGUUUGCCCCGGCCAUUGCCUUGGCCGAGUCCACCAAUACGAGGAUUUCAAAUGGGACCACGUCCAAGAGGAACAGCCACGAAUCCUGCACGACAUGUGUGAAAACUCUGUAGACUCGAUGGAUCAGAAUAACGAGGAAGGAAUAAUGAAGUGCUGGAAAAAGGACAUGGAACAGUUGAUGUUUAAGCAUGAAAAGGCAAUGGAAGAGAUCAACCAACGUCUUCUGCUGGAGAUGAAAGCGCUGGCUCCUGAUCCGCCCACCACUUGGCCCGAAAACGUCCAGGAGAUGAUGACAUCAACUGAGGAGGACAACAAGAAACCUGUUGGUGAAGAUGAGAAAAUUGUCAAGAGUUUGUGCGACACUACCAUGGAAAACAGCAAAUCGACAGAGCAAAUCUCGAGUAUUGAACCAUUGGAAUGCAAGCUCGAAUUUGGAAGCGUGAUAUCCUCGGGGUUUUACCGUGCACUUUUCCGUGGUUCCUUCAAUGGGGAAAAAGUUGCCAUCAAACGAGUUCGAGCUGACAGAACCAAAUUCCAGAGUAAGGAAAACAAAAUUCUUGGUCAAUUCAAUCAUCCCAACGUCAUCAAACUUUUUCAAGUGACGCAGGAUGUCAAUUAUCGAUUUUCUGUUCUUGAACUGGCCGCUGGUACCGUCGAUGACUUUUGCACCCGCAUUUACGAUGGGAAAAUGCCCAGUGAUGCCGAAGCCCUGAAGCAGAUGGCCGCAGGUUUGCUAUACAUUCACGGCAAGGGAUUCGCCCACCUGAACAUCAACCCUUACAGCGUUUUCAUUUCAACAUCCGAGCCUGUUCGGUUGAUGAUCGCCCAAUUCAGCUCCUAUGUGGCUACGACUGACACGGGAACAUUUGCGAUUGGAUGUUACUUUAAAGGAAGCGCUGACGUGUGGAUGGCACCAGAAAUUUUUGAAUUUUUCUAUUAUUACGACGGUUAUGGCGACGAACAGCCAGUCGACUCCUUUAGCAUUGCGUCCGAUAUUUGGUCACUUGGAUGCCUCUUCUUCUAUUUUCUAACGAGAGGAGUUCAUCCUUAUGGGGAUGACAAUGAUAUUAUUCCAUGGAAAAUUCUUAUGAAAAAAAACCCUGUCAAGCUUGAAGAAGCCAUGCAGGCAUCGAACCAAGAGACGAGUCCAGUUUACGAGUUGAUUCGUGACAUGAUAGUGACGGAACCGGGAAAACGAAUUUCACUGGGAAAUGUCGUUAAGAGACUAGAGACUUUAUUCCCCGCAUCUGUAACGGCUUAAUUUUCCUACGGACGCUCAAUAAUGGGAACUGUCUACAGCAAUGCAGAUAUAAAAAGGGAAAAAUUUUUAAAUUAAAAAUAUUUAAAAAAAAUAACGAAAAUAUGGUUCGCAAGAGCUGGGUGAAAUAAUCUAAUACAAAUACAAAAUGUAUAAAUAAUGAAACAGCAAUUACAGCUCUAAAUUUUGGAUAUGGAUACUCUAGGGUCUACG